GGCGUCCAUGGCAUAAAAAAGAUUGGGAACCCCUGGAUGAAAAGAUGAUGAUGUCCAGAGAAUGGUUAAGCUCAAGGAUGUGAGUUGGUAAAGUUUAAUAUUAUGAAGAAUCGCAAUCUGAAGUGUAGCAGGUGAAAAGUUCAUGCAGCAUGUUUCACUCUAAGGCUGAGCCAACAAACUGGUGAUGGAUGUCUGUGAUUGGUACUUGCUUUAACCUAGCAGGUCACUUAGUUGAAAAAGUAUAAAGCAGCAGGCAAACACUAUGAUACGCACCAGAUGUUCUUUCGUCGGCAGAGAGUAGCUAAUUUUGGUUGGGCAAAUGUGCAGUUGUUUUUUUGGAAGCUUGUUCUUCUAUUGAUGUUGUGAUAUUCGCCGAGUUUGGCUUGCAGACCUUUCAUCACCAAUCGAGUUGACAUCCUCAGUGCGCAGUUGUUGGUGUUUCUCUCUGGGAGAGCUCACAUGUAUAUAGGCCUCCAUUUGCUUGCCUGGGUCCUGAUUGGCUACCCCUCCAGUGGACCUUUGAAUUCUAUUGGCUCGUGUUUCUUUGGCUCUUAGGGGUUUCAUAGAUGGCAUCGAUUUCGAUCUGCUUUUCUGUAUUUACUGAAUCAAAGCUUCCUUCCUAACGUAAGGUAAAAUACUUGGAUCUUGCAAAUACAUAAAUAUGAGGUUUCAGCAAUUGAUUGACAACUAAUUAUUCACAUGCAGAAUUGAACUGAAUAAAAUUCAAGCCUACAAAGGCUCGCAGCCAGAAUCAGCUUUAAUAUCACUGGCAGAUGUCAUGAAAUUUGUAGGUAUGUGACAGCGGUACAUUGUAAUACAUAAUACUAAAAACUGCAGAUUACAGUAAAGAGUAGGGAUACAUUUAAAAAAAGUUCAAUAAGUAGUGCAAAAAGAGAAAUAGAAGUAGUGAGGUAGUGUGCAUGGUUUCAUUGUCCAUUCAUAAAUCUGAUAGCAGAGGGGAAGAAGCUGUUUCUGAAAUGUUGAGUGUGUGUGGACCUUUUGCUUAAUGGUAUUGGUCCAUGGCAUAAAAAAGGUUGGCAACUCCUGAUCAUUCUAGACACUACUCAACAUUUUCCCUCCAGAGCCACAACCCAACACACUCCAUUUCCCCCUUCUUGUCUGUCUGUCCAGACAGACCCGUUUCUUUCAGCCCCUUCGGAACCAAAUGGAAUUGAAACUGUUCCUCCUCUCUUGGUCCCGUCCCUCCUCCCCUGAUCCAGUCCUUUCUGACUUCACCUCAGUUGAGAAUUAAAUGCUGCAGUGUUGAAGACGAUAGUGAGCUGCAUCGCUGAGACUUGGGAGGUGGUUCGUGUUUUCCCCAGUUCAGCAUGGUGCAGGAGGGGCAGGUGUUGCUUGACCUGUUGAGUUCCUCCAGCAUCUUGUGUGUGUUGCUCUGGAGUUCCAGCAUCUGCAGAAUCUCCUGUGUGAGCAUUCCAGAGAGUUAUCUCGCCAAGUGAGCGCCUCGGCCGGGGAGAGAGGCUCCAGAUGCGGGAGCUGCUGACCGACACAGAGCAGGAGAGCAUCCCGGAGGUACUCCUUGCAUCUAGCCGCCGUCCGUAGCUGGGAAGACGCUCCGAGCAGACGAUGCGCUCCCACCCUCCCCGCUCCCCGGCGAACGCCUCCCCCGACCCCAAGUGUCCGGCAAAGAGGAGGACGAUUUCUUUCCAUGGCAUGUUUCAUGCAAGAUCCAGAGGAAAGCAGAAGCAGGAAGUGUCCGUCUCCAGCAUCGAGAGCAUCCACGUCGAGGCGGCGGAGACCGAGAAAAAACUGCAGGUGACCGACAGCCGGACAACCUUGGCAUCUUCGGACUCGGCAAAGAAGGCAUCGUCUGGUUUUCUAGAAUGUCCCCUGUGCCUGGUGCGGCACCCGUUCGAGAACGUGCCCAAGAUUAUGACGUGCCACCACCGCUCCUGCCUUGACUGCUUGCGCCAGUACCUGCGGAUCGAGAUUACGGAGAGUCGGGUGAACAUUAGCUGCCCCGAGUGCUCGGAGCGGCUGAAUCCGCACGAUAUCCGGAUGAUCCUGAAUGACCAGGCCCUGAUGGAGAAGUACGAAGAGUUCAUGCUGCGACGCUACUUGGCUUCAGACCCUGACUGUCGAUGGUGUCCAGCACCAGACUGCGGGUAUGCUGUGAUUGCUUACGGAUGCGCCUGCUGUCCAAAGAUCUCCUGCGGGCGGGAUGGCUGUGGCACAGAGUUCUGUUAUCAUUGCAAACAGCUCUGGCACCCAAAUCAAACCUGCGACAGUGCUCGCCAGCAGCGAGCUCAAAGUCUCCAGAUUCGAGCAAAGCAAACAACAGUACUGAGCUUUGGCCAGGAAUCGGGCAGUGGUGAUGAAAUCAAACCGUGCCCGCGCUGCGAGGCCUACAUCAUCAAGAUGAACGAUGGAAGCUGCAAUCACAUGACGUGUGCUGUGUGUGGCUGUGAGUUCUGCUGGUUGUGUAUGAAGGAGAUCUCUGACCUGCACUAUCUCAGCCCCUCUGGUUGCACCUUUUGGGGAAAGAAGCCAUGGAGCAAGAAGAAGAAAAUUCUCUGGCAGCUUGGCACUCUGAUUGGCGCUCCUGUGGGCAUUUCCCUCAUCGCUGGCAUUGCUGUUCCUGCCAUGAUCAUUGGCAUACCAGUCUACGUUGGCCGUAAGGUUCACAGUCGCUACGAUGGGAAAAAGACUUCAAAGCACAAAAGAAAUUUGGCGAUCACUGGUGCGGUUACCUUGUCAGUGAUAGCUUCCCCUGUGAUAGCAGCAGUCAGUGUAGGAAUUGGAGUUCCCAUUAUGCUGGCUUAUGUCUACGGUGUGGUCCCGGUGUCACUGUGUCGUGGUGGUGGCUGUGGUGUCAGUGCAGCCAGUGGAAAAGGAGUGAAGAUUGAAUUUGAUGAAGACGACGGGCCAAUUACAGUUGCUGAUGCAUGGCGAGCCCUGAAGAACCCCAGUAUUGGAGACAGCAGCGUGGAGGGGCUGACCAGCGUGCUGAGCACCAGCGGCAGCCCCAUUGACGGCGUGAGCGUGGUACAGAGCAACUGUAGUGAAACGGCCAGCUUUGCCGCUUUAUCGGGGAGUACACUGUCCGGAGGGGCUCUCGUGGGGAGCAGCAUGCAGCACGGCAGGCUGGAAAUGCAAGCUGACAGUCAAAAGCAAAACAAAUUGCGAAAAGAUUCCAUCAGCCUUGGGGCAACCAGUGAUAACGCCAGCACCAGGGCCAUGGCAGGUUCUAUCAUCAGCUCCUACAACCCACAGGACAGGGAGUACAACAAUUUGGAAGUUCAAGUUGACAUUGAAAGCAAACCCAGUCCCCAGUGUCUCACCAGUGACAGCAGCUUCGAUGAAUUGCUUCACGUCCACUCUCAGUCAGUGGAGGGACUCUGCCACGAGGAGAAGGACAGGUCUUUCAUGAGCGACACCUGUGAUGUCACGCUUGCUCAACCUGAGAGCAUAAAAAGCGAUGAAAACAGCACAGAUACUCAGUCAGAUGAUGUGCCUGACAUAAGCUCUGAUGAAUGCGAUUCACCCAGUCCAAUUAAUGGCAGACAUUUGGAAAUCACAGAUAUCAAGCUCUUAGGCAUUGAGAGUUUGGAAUGUGAUGAUUUUGAGCAAAGGGAAUGCACCCUUGAACACGAUGGGCAGCAAAUAGAGACUGUUGUACAUUACAUUUAAGCCACCCAAUCAUCACUAAUUCACCAACCCACAACACGCACCUUAUUCAGAAUAUUGAAAUUUUGUGUCUAUGUUUUAAAUAUACAAAAUGUACCUAUCCGAGUAUCACAUCCUUGAUGCAGUAAAUAAAGAUGUUAAUCACUGAC
Molecule: messenger RNA, 3794 nt
Organism: Hypanus sabinus (Atlantic stingray)
Lineage: Eukaryota; Metazoa; Chordata; Chondrichthyes; Myliobatiformes; Dasyatidae
Gene: rnf19b
Product: ring finger protein 19B
Exons: 12
Coding region: 1585-3648 (687 amino acids)
Biological process (GO): ubiquitin-dependent protein catabolic process; positive regulation of proteasomal ubiquitin-dependent protein catabolic process; protein polyubiquitination
Cellular component (GO): cytoplasm; ubiquitin ligase complex
Molecular function (GO): ubiquitin conjugating enzyme binding; zinc ion binding; ubiquitin protein ligase activity
Source: RefSeq, a predicted model, not a curated record